Halichondria panicea is the source of this 4562-nucleotide messenger RNA. RefSeq lists its product as uncharacterized. Lineage: Eukaryota; Metazoa; Porifera; Demospongiae; Suberitida; Halichondriidae. The record is from RefSeq and is a predicted model, not a curated record. The transcript is spliced from 2 exons. The coding region runs from base 1844 to 3253 and encodes 469 amino acids.
AUUAUAGUUAAGCCCAUUCAAACCUUGUGAUAUAAAGAGCGCAAUCAUAAUCAGAGGUUAUUUAGAUCAUUGCUAUAUACCUCUUCAGACUUGGCAACUACCAAUGAGAGAACAAGUUACAACGUGUAACCCCAAUAACUUUGGCAGUCUGUUCACAUGAUGCACAUCAUUUAUCAACUACUGAUUGCUACAAUUCUCUCUGGCUCGGCAAUUUCCCAAACUUACUACAUUGCCCCAGAAAAUUCACUAUAUGGCUCUAGUAACAACACAAUCUCUCUGGAGUUGCUUAUUAGUCAGAAUCAAUUUUAUGGUGGAGAAAACUUGACAUUGGUUUUUCUACCAGGAAAUCAUUUUCUUACCAGCUCUCUUACAGUACAGAGUUUUAUGUUUGUGGAUUUGAUUGGAGAGAAUGAUUCUGUGAUAAUGUUUAGUGGAAGAAACAGUUUAAUGGAAUUUUCUACAAUUGGUCAGUUGAACAUUGAAAACUUAAGCUUUACAUCUGAUAUUGUUGGAUUUACUUCUGAAAGAAAGCUCACCAUUAAUUAUGUGACUAACUUCUCCAUUUCUGGUUGCUUUUUCUCGGGUUUUAACGGUACAUCACGUCCUACCUUGCUCUAUACCCAUCGUACUGAAAGUACUUCAAUUGAUUAUGUCAGGUUUGAAAACAAUCUUGCUCUAGCUAUACACAUACGUUCUGGAAAUCAAGUAAUUAUAACACAUUGUGUGUUUGAAAGGAACUGGAACAGUGCUCGAAGUGGAGGAGCAAUCAGAGUGGAUUCAACAAUGAUAGUCGUAUCCGAGUGUAAAUUUUUCCAAAACAUUGCAAGUUACGGUGGAGCCAUUUGCAUCUAUCCUCAAUCCAAUUAUGUGAGUAUCACUGAUACUGAACUAACAGACAACAGUGCCACACACGGGGGAGCAAUUUAUAUCUAUCGUCAAACUAAUAUGUCGGUCUCAAACACUUUAUUUGAAAGCAACAAUGCUUCAAAAGAUGGUGGAGGAAUUUAUGCAUAUCGUUUUAGUGAUAUAAACAUCACUGAUAGUGAACUAACAAACAAUACUGCCACAUGGGGGGGAGCGAUUGCUAUCUAUCGUCAAACCAAUUUGUCGGUCUCAAACACUUCAUUUGGAAGCAACAAUGCUUCAAAAGAGGGUGGAGGAAUUUAUGCUGAGUUUAGUGAUAUAAUUAACAUCACUGAUAGUGAACUGACAAACAACAGUGCUGAUAGUUGGGGCGGUGGUAUUUUCUUGUAUAGCCCAACAAACGUCCACAUCACGAAGACUGUUAUAACAGGUAACAGAGGUAAUCCAUGGGGUGGUGGUAUAUUCACCGAGUUAGGUAACAUCUACAUCUCUGAAAGUGAACUAACAAGUAACAAUGCCGAUUAUGGUGCACCUACGUAUUCCUACUCGAGUGUAUCUAUCAGCGAUUCUAACAUCACAAAUAAUGUAGCAAAAGCGGGUGUUUUGUAAAUUCAGCAAUCCGUUUUGACAUUCCGAGAUACCAAUGUAAUCAGUGACAACAGCGAAAGCUCCAUAUAAUUAUGCUCUUAACUGUGAAGUUAACUUUAAUGGACCAACCACACUCAAAAAUAAUCACGGCACCCUUGGUGGAGCCAUAUUUGCUGUACAGAGUCAAAUCUAUUUUAACACAGAAAUUGGAAAAGUUUUAAUUGUCAACAACACAGCUGAUUCUGGAGGAGGAAUAUUUCUGAGAGAAACCACGUUAUUUGUUUAUUAUCCAGUUCAAAUAUCUUUCAAUACUGCGAGUAAUGGUGGAGGUAUUUUCGCUUACCUAAGCAGUAUUAAAUUUGAAUCAAACGUAUAUGCUACUCGAACAAGUAUGAUCACAAGUAACACAGCUUAUCGUGACGGUGGGGGUAUCUUCGCUAUUGGAUCAACCAUCACGAUUCUUCAUUUCUUCCUGUAUGUGGAUAGGAACAAUGCGAUGUCUAAUGGCGGGGGAAUUUACCUGCAAGAAAGUUCCAAAGUACAAAUAUUCAAGGAGUGGCAUGAAUACACAUAUGAAGAAUGUAUAGUUAUGCUACACAUCGGAAAUAAUGCAGCUCAUUUCGGACAUGGUGGAGGCAUAUACGUUGAUGAUAGUACAGAAAUUAAUGGUACUUGUAGAGGUGGGAUCACUAACAAAUUAACUAAGAACGUUUUCUCUGAAUGCUUCCUUCAAACUCUCAAUUUGUAUGACUUGACUCAUUAUGAUGACACAAUUUUUGUAAACACUUUCCUCACAAAUAAUACAGCCUUUAAGUUUGGAUCAAAUGUGUAUGGAGGUCUUCUGGAUAGGUGCACACUCAACCCUUUCGCAGAAUUCUAUACAGCUUCAAAUGGAUUGGAAUACUUCAGAAGCACUGUCGAACUUUCGAGUGAUUUAUCAGUUGCUUCAGACCCGGUGGAAGUAAGUUUGUGUAAUGGAUCCGAGAACAGUAGUGUGAUUAUCAGAGGAGGUGUACUAAAAGUGAAUGUUAUGGCUGUUGAUCAAGUUGGUAAUCCAGUUAAUGCUACAAUUCGAAGCUCUGUUAUCUCUAAAAGUGGUGUUGGUUGUCUCAAAGAAGGACAGACAGAACAAAGAAUUGGCAAUCAGUGCACAGAAAUAGAGUACAAUGUAUUCGCACAAGAUAUCGCUGCUCAAGUGGAACUCUAUGCUGAUGGUCCCUGUGCUAACCUUGGAAAGUCAACACAGAGUAUAAGUAUUAUAUUUCUUCCUUGUACUUGUCCUGUUGGAUUCCAACAAACCAAUGAUACAAUCGAAUGCAUUUGUGACUGUGAUCCAGAUUUACAACAACAUCAAAUCUCGGAAUGUUCUCAUGAUCAAGAAACAGUUCGACUUGAAACUAACAUAUGGAUAGGGGUUGAUAUCAGCACAACACUCAAUAUGACAAGCUACAUAGUUAGCGACUGUCCAUUUGAUUAUUGUGUAGAGAAACCAUUCGACGUUGUUCUUGGCAAUCAAAACGAGAUAGACAGACAGUGUGACUACAAUCGAAGUGGUGUCUUGUGUGGAGAAUGUAAGGAGGGACUCAGUCUUGUUUUAGGCACGUCAACAUGUUUGGAAUGCUCAAAUCUCUUCCUCGCCUUGUUAAUUCCUUUUGCUGUAUUAGGUGUAGCACUGGUUGCAUUCAUACUCCUGCUUAAUAUCACCAUAGCUACUGGGACCAUACAUGGACUCAUUUUUUACGCGAAUAUAGUUGCAGCAAAUAGAGCAUUGUUUCUACCACGCGACACCUCAACUUUUUGAAAGUUUUCAUAAAUUGGAUCAAUCUUGACUUGGGAAUUGAGACAUGCUUUUACGAUGGAAUUAACUCUCAAGCGAAAGUUCUUCUUCAACUUGUCUUUCCAGCAUAUCUGUUUCUUUUGAUGUUCUUAAUAAUAAUUUUGAGCAAGUACUUUGACUCAUUUGCAAGGCUCCUCUCUAACAGAAACCCAGUUGCUGCCCUAGGCACACUCAUCCUACUCUCUUAUUCCAAACUUUUACGGUUUAUCAUUGCUGCAUUGCAGUCCACAGCUUUAGAUUCUUCUCAUGGAAUCGUUUGGUCCUAUAAUGGUAACGUGCGCUACUUCAGUCGAGAACACAUCCCUCAGUUUGUUGCUGCUAUCAUAAUCCUCGCUGCUGGUGGUUGUUCUUUGGACAAUGGUUUCCUCUCUGUUCCAAAUGGAAGCUCAUGAAAUGGACCAAGAACACAAAGUACAUAGGCUUCAUGGACGCAUACCAUGCUCCAUUCACUCCCAAGCAUCGCUACUGGGUGGGACUGCUUUUCUUUGCUUUGAUUAUCCACAAUCUAGUGACUGCAUUCUCACCAAACCCAUACCUACCUGUUAUAUCAGCUGGCUGCUUACCAGUGGGAAUUAUCGUGCUCAAAUCAUUGCGUAUUAGAGUGUUUAAAAAGUGGUUGAACGAUUUCGUGGAAACACUGUUUCUACUCAAUAUCAUUUUCCUAGCCUUUGGUACAUUGUAUUUCACCAUCAAAAAUGUGAGCAAUAUUGGUCGUGACGAGAUUAGCAAUGGCCAUGCGUUAGCAAACACUUCUAUUGGCAUCGCAUUCAUCCUCUUUCUAGUGAUUGGUGUCGGCUACAACUUUUACCAAUUUAUUCUGAAAAAAACCGAUGUCUUCCAGAAGCUAUCACAUUCAUUGAGAAAUGUAGCUCUCGGAAUAAAGUCUCAGUGGAAAGCUCGAAUUGUUGAUGGACAAGAAAAGAACAUAUCGUAUGAAAUGGUCAGCCUACCAUCGAGUUCCGAGUACCACUCUUACACCGAUGGAGCCGGUAAAAUCACAAGUUCUGAUGAGCUGAAACUGUUGUACAUCGAUGACCUUGCCCCAGUGGUUGAAGGUGACUACAUAACAAAUCCUUCUACAAAAAUUCGAUCUGAAAUCUCGGUAACACAUACAGUGGUUGAAUUCAAAAAUGAACAAUCAUAAUAACUAUAAUAGUAGAGUUUAAUUAUUUUCAUGCACUUGUAUGUAUCAUCGUUUAUAAUGAGCUACAUGCAUAAUUUGUGUAGAUUGAAGAAUUAUAUAUAGUUAAAAAAAGUUUCUUAUAAAAAUUAA